This is a messenger RNA of Scatophagus argus, 572 nucleotides long. RefSeq lists its product as uncharacterized. Bases 38 to 316 code for a protein of 92 amino acids. The transcript is spliced from 4 exons. NCBI's taxonomy places the organism in Eukaryota, Metazoa, Chordata, Actinopteri, Scatophagidae. The record is from RefSeq and is a predicted model, not a curated record.
CAUACAAUUUAGGGGAAGUGAAACUGGGAAACCGGAAAUGACAUCAUUAAUUUGCCACUGGACGCUAUGCCGAUCAUUAUACAACCUGUUGUGCCUCAGGUUAAUGGUAGCUGAGGAUCUGAGGCAGUCGGUAAAGGCAAAGCCGGAUGUCAAAAGGUCAAGGGUUUCAUUGGAUAAAGUACAGUCUCUUCUGUCUCCCUGGAAAUCCUUGCGUCUUCAAGAAGCACAGAACCUUACCCUCAGAGGAGGACUAACCUAUGAACAGGACAUUGAAUGCAAUGAGGAGGGACGACCAUGGCAAUCUACACUUUUUUGAGGUGAUGGUCCUGGUGGAUGCUUUGCAGAUGUUUGUGUGGUCCUGGAAGGCGUCAAAGUUCUUCACAAGGAGGGCGGAAGGAGGACGUUGAGGAAGAGACCAGCCAUACAUGCCGAUAACCAUGUAUAUAGUGUUCUUGUACAUUCAUGACCUGGAAGAUUCACGCAUGUCGAACCCACAGUUGACUGAGCAUGUUCCAUCUACAGCAGUAGAUGAGGGUUGAAGAGCUACACCCCCUGCCGUGUAUUGUCUGUGC